AUGCGAGAGUGGCAGAUCUCCGCGGCCCAAACGCGAGAGAGGCUUCGGGAGGUUAUUGCAGAGUUCCAGUCACAGACUGUGGAGGGUCUUCAAGAAGCGGAAAUUGCUGUCGCAGAUGCAAGGUUGCUGAACCAGCUUGCCCGGUAUGCCAAACUUUUUGCUUUGGUAGAGCUUUCGGAAGUCAUGGUUCCUUUUAUGUACUUGCUGGUUAUCGGAACGCUGCACACCGAUACCUUCGGCUACAAUCGGGAGCACUUCUUCGUUUUCGAUCAGCUGGGUGAGAGCUAUCAUGAUGCAAUGGUGAGCAGCUCCGACUGA
This is a messenger RNA of Durusdinium trenchii, 318 nucleotides long. The record is from the annotation of a GenBank genome assembly. Lineage: Eukaryota; Dinophyceae; Suessiales; Symbiodiniaceae.